ACCGUAGUGUCGAUUGCCGAGUGAUGUUUGUUGUCAUUACGGUUCACUUUAACGUUUAGGUGAAGCCUUCAAAGUGCUUUAAAGGCGACUGGUUUAAUAUCACCGAGUUUAAGGACUGCAUCAGUCCGUUUUAUUUUCGUCAAAAGGUGGUCUAAUAAAACGCGCAGACCCAUGGUGACCCAUAUGGACCCCACGUCUAAGUCUGGAUUGAAUCAGGUGUCAGAUGUGGUUUUUGUCAUAGAAGGAACUGCAAAUCUUGGUCCAUAUUUUGAAUCGCUUCGAAAUAAUUACAUACUACCAACAAUAGAGUAUUUUAAUGGAGGACCACCCGCUGAAACAGAUUUUGGAGGAGAUUAUGGUGGUACACAGUAUGGACUGGUGGUCUUCAGCACAGUGGAUUGUGCCCCAGAGUCUUACGUUCAGUGCCACGCUCCAACCAGCUCUGCUUUUGAGUUUGUCUCCUGGAUUGACAGCAUUCAGUUCAUGGGAGGCGGAGCAGAAAGCUGCAGUCUCAUAGCCGAGGGCCUUUCCGUGGCCCUUCAGCUUUUUGAUGACUUUAAAAAGAUGAGGGAGCAAAUCGGGCAGACUCACAAGGUUUGUGUAUUGCUGUGUAAUUCUCCUCCCUACUUACUACCGGCUGUGGAGAGCGUCAGCUACACAGGCUGCACUGCAGACAGCCUGGUCCAGAUCAUACGUGAUCGGGGGAUCCAGUUCUCCGUAAUUGCCCCACGGAAACUUCCAGCGCUACGAUCUCUUUUUGAACGAGCCUCCUCGGUAACAGGGCCACCAGAAUCUGCACAUCCGGACUACAGCCAAGAUCCCUUUCACAUGGUUUUAGUUAGGGGCAUUGCACUUCCUGUUGGUCCUGGAGGAGGUUCUGGAACAGUUUCCCUUAAACCUGUCCUGCCACCCCCGUCUCUGACUGUGUCUCAGUCUCUGGUACCUCCAACCCAAGCUACUCCACCAAUAAGCACAUCCCUGCCAUACCAGAGUAACCCCUCUCUAAGCGCGGCCCAUAAUGCAGCACAGAUGGCUCUUGUUGCCAGUCAGCAGCAGAAGAUUCGAUUCCCACAAAUAGCAAAUCCUCCCUUCAGUCAGUCCGCAGUGCUUCAGUCUGCAGAAGGUAAACCCAGUCUGUCUACAGUAACAACAGUGUCACCACCAGUGUUAACACAGCAACAAGUUCCACCUCAGCAGCAACCACAAGUUCAACCCCCAGGCCCGCCCGCACCCAAUCAACAGCCACCUCAGGCCCCUCAGCCGCAGCCCACCAAUCAGCAGACGCCACCUCCAUCUCAGCCUGGCAUGCCUGCUGUACCUGCACCUCAGGCUGGAGCGCAGCAGGGUGUCGCCAACAAAAUCGUGGCGUGGAGUGGAGUUCUAGAAUGGCAAGAGAAGCCCAAGGCUUCGUCCAUGGACUCCAAUACCAAACUGACACGCUCUCUGCCCUGCCAGGUCCAAGUUAGUCAAGGGGAGAAUCUAAACACAGACCAGUGGCCACAGAAACUGAUCAUGCAGCUCAUCCCUCAGCAGCUUUUGACUACUCUUGGUCCUCUGUUCAGAAACUCACGUAUGGUGCAGUUUCUCUUCACCAAUAAAGAUGUGGAGUCUUUGAAGGGGCUGUAUCGCAUUAUGGCCAAUGGAUUUGCUGGCUGUGUACACUUCCCCCACAGUGCGCCGUGUGAGGUGCGGGUGCUGAUGUUGCUCUACUCGUCUAGGAAGAGGAUCUUCAUGGGGCUGAUUCCUAAUGACCAGAGCGGAUUUGUUAACGGCAUUCGGCAGGUCAUCACCAACCACAAACAAGUGCAGCAGCACCGCUCCAUGAGCAACGCAGCUCAGAUGCAACCUGGACAGGUCCCACCCAAUCAGAACUUCCUCAACAGACCUCCGGGUCCCGUCACGCACGGCAACGUGCAACAGCAGUCUGUGGUGGUGGGCUUACCCUCCGUCAGUCAAGUCACACUGAUGGAGGACCAGCAGAGACAAAACAACAUGAUGAGAGCGGUCGCCACGGGCAAUCAGCAGCCACCCGUCACUGGUCCCCUACCCAAUCAAGUGACACAAGGUCAAGCCCAGGCUCCCGGCGGCAUGCUCCGCCUCCCAAACCCAGGAGCCAAUCCCCAACUCCGUAGCCUCCUACUAAGCCAACAGCAGCCUCAGGGUGGGCUGCAGGGCAUGCACCCCAUCCAGCAGAUGGGUCAUCCAGCUCCAGGAGGGGUCGCUCAGAUGCAGCCCCAGUGGAGGCAGCCUCACCAAGGUCCAAUGAUGAUGCCUACAGGUCCUCGGGGUCCAGUCUCACAGAACCCUGGGAUGCCACUGGUGUCCAGCGUCAUGGAGGAUGAAAUUCUCAUGGACCUUAUUUAAGGAUGAAAUUUCUCAUCAGUCUUUGCUUCAGAGGUUUCAUUACAGAACACAAGAAGUCAUUUUACGUUUUGUUUGACGCAUAAGGGAAGAAUAGAGGUAUUUAGGCGUGAUAAAGGAGACGUAUUUUCAUACUCAUGUAUUCACCAAUAUAUUUACACACAAACACAUUUAUCACUGAGUCCUGUGGGCGGUAAUGUUAUUGUUCAUUCAGUCUGUGCGAGUGUAGGGCUGAGAAUGUUGCAAAACCAGGCCUCGUUUCAUCGCUCUCUAACAAUACGAUGCCUCAUUCAGCCCGAUAAAAUUAAUCGAUCAGGUUAUUAUUGUAUUUUUAUGAAAGUUUUACUUUCUAUAGAUUUUACUUUUCUUAAUUUGUCUUUCCAAGUCUCAACUACGUUGUUUUAUGAAGCUGAAAUAAAGUUAAUUUUGUCAAGCAA
This is a messenger RNA of Triplophysa rosa, 2798 nucleotides long. It is a transcript of the gene med25, whose product is annotated as mediator complex subunit 25. Bases 172 to 2364 code for a protein of 730 amino acids. The record is from RefSeq and is a predicted model, not a curated record. NCBI's taxonomy places the organism in Eukaryota, Metazoa, Chordata, Actinopteri, Cypriniformes, Nemacheilidae. Gene Ontology annotation, cellular component: mediator complex; transcription regulator complex. The transcript is spliced from 20 exons. Gene Ontology annotation, biological process: positive regulation of transcription by RNA polymerase II.